UCUGCGCCCCUUCGAGAUGCCCAACUGGUGUUUGGAAACACAUCCGCGUAUGAACGCGGGACCCUGGGACUGGGCAUCAAAAACUUCUUAAAGCAGCGAGGCGUGAAGACCGCUCGGGGGGCGAUGGGUUGCGCCUCCAGUGUGAAGACAACUCGAGCCGCCUCCCCUCCACUGACGCUGGGAGAUGCCCAAACACAGGCACUCAUGCAAGGAAGGCUCGCUGCUGCCGACCGCCUGGGUCCUGCUGAUCAGAACUCGAGCCCGAGGGGCGAGCUCGGCGUGGUGUGGGACGGUGCGAAGACAGACGAGGAGACCGGGGAACUGUUCUGUCAGUCCUGGUCACAGUUGGCCCACGGGACCGCUGAUCCCAGCCCUAAUGAUUUGAGUAAUUCCGUUACUAUGGAGGAUAACAGCAACAUUAAUAAAAAGGCCAUGGGAGAGGAGCAGUAUGCUUUGAAGGAGAUUGAUUCAGUUUCUGUAGUUCAGGAGCAAUCAGUCAGCAAGGUUACUGUGGUUGUUCAGGAAGAUGGAAGUGACCCAACAUGGUCAGAAGAUACCAGAACCCCAGAUUCUGAACUGCACAACAUACUACCUUGCGAGGGGGACCUACUGAUGAGACACAAAGAUACUUCAUUUUCUAGGGCGACUGACUCUUCCAGCUUGCCCAAUGACCUGUGUCCCCCGGUUGUAAUCGAUAAUGGCAGUGGGCUGAUAAAAGCCGGACUCUCAGGAAAUCAUUCUCCAGCUUUCAUUUUUCCAAGUGUGGUUGGAAGGCCAAAGAACACGUCAGUGAAUGUUUUUGGAUCAUCAGAAAGAGACACUUACGUUGGAGAUGAAGCUCAAAGAAAACGCAGCAUUCUUCACUUGAUUUAUCCAAUUCAGCAUGGACUGAUUACACAUUGGACAGAAAUGGAAGUUCUCUGGAGGCACACGUUUGAAAAUGAACUGCGUGUUGACAUUCAGGACCACCCAGUUGUUAUGACAGAACCAACAAACAACCCGCAGAAGAACAGGGAGAAAACAACUGAGAUUCUUUUUGAAGCAUUCCAAGUUCCUUCUCUACUUCUGGGGAUCCAGGCAGUGCUGGCAUUACACUCCACUGGCAAAGUUACAGGAACUGUCAUUGAUUCAGGAUCUGCUGUGACACACAUAGUUCCUAUUUUUGAAGGAAGUGCUUUGAACAACACUCAGCGUGUGUACCUGGGAGGAGAGGACCUGACGGAGCACAUGAUGAGAUCCCUGGCCGAAAACAACAGCUGGUCCUUCACCUCCAAAGCUGGGUUAGAUAUUAUCAGAAAUAUCAAGGAGAAAUUUUGCUACGUUGCACUAGAUUUUGAAGCAGAGCUCCAGAACUUCAAGAAUAAUCCAGAUGGAAUAAAAGAAGAGUAUGAGCUUCCAGAUGGGCAAAACAUGAUCAUCACAAACCAGAAAUUCAGCUGCCCAGAAGUCAUGUUUAAGCCAUUUUUAAUAGGCAAGGACAUUCAGAACUUACCUGCACUGGCACAUUCUGUGAUUGAACAUUGCAAUGAAGAGAUCUGCAAUGAGAUGUAUGCCAACAUUGUCCUGGCUGGUGGUAACACUAUGUUUAGAAACAUGGGAGAGCGAAUUCAACAGGAGAUGACAGACCUUGUAAAACCAGGAAAGAAGGUAAAGGUUCUUGCACCUUCUAACAGGAACUACCUUUCAUGGAAAGGAGCGUCUAUUUUGGCAGGUCUUUCCACUUUCCACCAGAUGUGUGUAGCUCGCCAAGAUUUUGAAGAGUAUGGAGUAACUGCUUUGUAUAGAAAGUUAGUUUAGCAACACAAGGAUAAAAACUCUGAAAUCCAAAAAUACCAGCAUUAUAAUCUAUCAAACAAUGGCAAGACACAAGUGGCCAAUAUGUUGCAAGCAAGUCGUUCAUUACCGAAAACUUGUUUUUGAAUGUACUAGCACAAGCAACGCAACAUUAUUUUAGAUCUUUGGUGUGGGGAUCAGCAAAAGGUACUGGAACUAUUCAACACCUCACUGACUGAGAUUUCUGGUUGUGUACCAUUUGUUCGUAUCUUGAGAUCAGCUAUAUCAUUAACAGCUCAAAUAUUCCAGCUCUCAAUCCCCAGUGCUGUAUCCAGGCAAGUGCUGAAUUUUUAAUCCCAUUUUACCUCUAACUUCUUACAAAAUCGUUUAUUCUUUUAUUUGUAGACUAUUGGAAGUAUAUUCAUGAGAUCCAGGGGAUGAACAACAUUCAAAAUUAAACCAUUAGAGUAAAAUACUACUUUUUCCUCAAUUUGGGAGAGAUCCUAAGGGCAAGGCUCCAUAAGGUUUAAC
Messenger RNA from Pristis pectinata (smalltooth sawfish), 2304 nucleotides. RefSeq lists its product as uncharacterized. The record is from RefSeq and is a predicted model, not a curated record. The transcript has 9 exons. Bases 124 to 1797 code for a protein of 557 amino acids. Lineage: Eukaryota; Metazoa; Chordata; Chondrichthyes; Rhinopristiformes; Pristidae.